Molecule: messenger RNA, 780 nt
Organism: Eremomyces bilateralis CBS 781.70
Lineage: Eukaryota; Fungi; Ascomycota; Dothideomycetes; Eremomycetales; Eremomycetaceae
Product: NmrA-domain-containing protein
Exons: 4
Coding region: 1-780 (259 amino acids)
Source: RefSeq, a predicted model, not a curated record
AUGCAACUAUCGAAAGAGUACUCCAUUCGAGGCGUGACUCGCGACGCUUCCAAGCCUAAGGCGCAGGCACUGGCGAAAAAGGGCGUUGAAAUUGUGACGGCGGACAUGAACCACAAGGACUCGAUUAUCUCUGCGAUCAAGGGUUCCGAUACCGCCUUUCUCGUGACUAACUACUGGGAGACUGGUGAUCCUGAAGUUGAGAAAGCCCAAGGGAAGACCGUCGCUGAUGCUUCCAAAGAAGUCGGAGUCAAGCAUCUCAUUUUCUCAUCUCUGCUGAACGCGACCCAAAUCUCUAGCGGCCGACUCUCACACGCGAAACACUUCGACAGCAAGGCUGAAAUCGAAGAACACAUCCGCUCCUUGGGGAUCCCAGCCACUUUUGUUGUGGCAGGUUACUACAUGUCCAACUACCUGCAGAUGCUGCGGAAGCGCGACGACGGCUCCUACAGCCUUGCAUAUCCAGUCAGCAAGGAGGCAAAGUUCCCCCUUGUCGAAACGGUCCAGGAUAUGGGUAAAUUUGUGAAGCCCGCGUUGAAGAAGCCAGACGCAUUCAACGGCAAACGGAUCUUUGCAGCCACCGACUACUAUCCGUUCACUCAAGUUACCGCGGAUCAGUAUAAGAGCUUCCUACCGGACUCGAUGGCCCAGGAGAUGCUAGAGAACCACUUGCUGAUUGAGGAGCCAGGACUCUUCGACGGAAUUUCCUUACAGGAGAGCCUAGAUGCUUUGGAGGAUAAACCUACAACUUGGAAGGAGUUUGUGAAGAACGCUAGGGUUUGA